GCAACAAGCUUAGUUACGGAUGUAAACAAAAAUAUGGACCAGUGAAUGGUAUCAUGAUUGAACUGUAGGUUUCUGUUUCUCAUGAAGACUUGAAUUUGCAAUGGCAGAGUAUGGAAUUCAUCAUGCAACAUCUUCUGGCUCAAAGCCAUCGAUUUUCGAAGUUAUUGGUCAAGAAAAUUUAGUCUCUGCCCUUAGGGGAUCUUUUCGUCACGUAUUUAAAGUAUUAGCUGAAAACAGUCCCGAGAAAUUUGGAUUGUUACAUGAAUAUUUUGAUGAAGGUUAUACUGUAGUUGAUUCAGUGUUUCAGUACAUAAAUCUGAGAUUGAAGGGUGGAUUAUUUCCUGAAACAUUUUAUGGGUUGAAACGAAUACCAGACCCAAGAAAUCCUAAUGUUUCUAAACAAAAGGUUAUGACUUGGGUGUUCUUUGCUGUUGUGUUUCCUUAUGUUCAAACUCAAAUGGAGCGUUUGUACAAAGAUAUCAGAGAAGAACAUUCACAAGGUUCUUUUAAUUAUAAGGAUUUCAAGAGGCGGUUGGCCUUAUUGUACUUAAAAUUUUAUCCUCUUUACAAUUUCAUGUGGGAGAUGACAGUUUUGUGCUACUAUAUGGCAUUCGCCCUGAAAAAAACUUCUUAUCAUUCUCCACUUAUGCAUCUUACAUCAACUACCCUAACUCACUUUACAGCUUUUGAUCUGUCUGCAGAUGCCUGGAAAGAAUACAUUCCUGAAAAUCAGCAAAGGAAACUGAUCACUACUUUGUGGAACUGUAUGAAUAUUUUUGUUGGAGGAGUUACUCUCACUAUCUCAGUGGGUGCAUUCAUAACUCAGUUUAUACACUGGUGGUACAACAGACAAGGCAGCAAUACUAACUUUGCUCCAUUACCAGUACCUCCACCUCCUCUAAAGUGGCAAACUGAUGAUGAAGUUGAUAUGUGUCCACUGUGUAAGAAAAAAAGAACAAAUGAUACUGUUUUGAGCAGCAGUGGGUUUGUUUUCUGCUAUCCAUGUAUAUUUCAUUUCGUUCAAGAUAAUCAAAAGUGUCCUGUUACAGGAUAUAAAUCUUCAUUAAAUCAACUUGUAAAAUUGUAUCAAAGUGAUGAAUAUUAGGUAUGAAAGCUGUUUGUAUAUUAAUUAUAUCAAUGUUAUAUAUAUUGUAU
Molecule: messenger RNA, 1155 nt
Organism: Argiope bruennichi
Lineage: Eukaryota; Metazoa; Arthropoda; Arachnida; Araneae; Araneidae
Gene: Pex12
Product: peroxisome assembly protein 12-like
Exons: 7
Coding region: 101-1105 (334 amino acids)
Biological process (GO): protein monoubiquitination; protein import into peroxisome matrix
Cellular component (GO): peroxisomal membrane; peroxisomal importomer complex
Molecular function (GO): ubiquitin-protein transferase activity; protein binding; zinc ion binding
Source: RefSeq, a predicted model, not a curated record